Messenger RNA from Callorhinus ursinus (northern fur seal), 2859 nucleotides. RefSeq names its product ORMDL sphingolipid biosynthesis regulator 1 (gene ORMDL1). The record is from RefSeq and is a predicted model, not a curated record. Lineage: Eukaryota; Metazoa; Chordata; Mammalia; Carnivora; Otariidae. Gene Ontology annotation, cellular component: endoplasmic reticulum membrane.
AAGCUGCGCUGUUCUGCGGCUGAUGUUAGGCAUUCGGCCUUGAAGAGACGCCGUCGCCGCGGAGCUGGUUGUGUUCCGAGCUGGCCGCCGGGAGUGGGGCGGCGGAGCAAACAUGAAUGUUGGAGUUGCCCACAGUGAGGUGAAUCCAAAUACCCGUGUAAUGAACAGCCGGGGUAUGUGGCUGACAUAUGCAUUAGGAGUUGGCUUGCUUCAUAUUGUCCUACUCAGCAUUCCUUUCUUCAGUGUUCCUGUUGCUUGGACCUUAACAAAUGUUAUACAUAAUCUGGGGAUGUAUGUAUUUUUGCAUGCAGUAAAAGGAACACCUUUUGAAACUCCUGACCAGGGUAAAGCAAGGCUCCUAACUCAUUGGGAACAACUGGACUAUGGAGUACAGUUUACAUCUUCACGGAAGUUUUUUACAAUUUCUCCAAUAAUUCUAUAUUUUCUGGCAAGUUUCUAUACGAAGUAUGAUCCAACUCACUUCAUCCUAAACACAGCUUCUCUCCUGAGUGUGCUAAUUCCUAAAAUGCCACAGCUACAUGGUGUUCGGAUCUUUGGAAUUAAUAAGUAUUGAAAUGUUUUGGAAUGGAACAAAAUUUUUACAGCUACUGAGUUUUCUGUAAGAAAGGAGUGGUUAGUAAACUGCACGUUUCCAUGAUAAUGUGAAAUGAGAUGUAUUUACAUUGGAGGGCCAGUUGCUGGUUCUUCAUAUGCUGUUUUGAAGUGCAGAUAUUUACUAGAAGAUGCCUCUGUGUAAUGCAUGUGGUAUCUUUCUGAAGAGAGGCUUUAUAGGCAGCUGGGCAGGCCCAGCUUAUAAGUUAAAUGGUUGUAAAGUGAGGGUAUAGUAGAUAAAUCUAAGGAAAUAAGAGAUUUAUAAGACACCAAGACCAGUUUAGCUUAUAAUAAGUGGGCAUUAUGUUAGGAGAAGAAAAUUUCCAGUCAUUCAGUCAGUUUAAGCAGACAUACAUGUAAACCAGAAUCAUCUCUUUGCAAGUUUAUUAUAGAUCAUUUUUAUUACUGUAUGUAUUUCUCUUAUGGUAUAUAAGAGGAUAUUUCCCUCUUGUUUUAUACAAAGCAAUUCCCUACUUUAUGAUUGUACAUUUUUGGUUUUGCUGGCUCAACACUGUAUUGAAGGAUGAGGUCAUUUUUACAUUUAUUAAGUUACUGAGUUCAUGAAAGUCCACCUUCAUGACUGAUGAUAAGACAGCCAGGCAUCUUAUAAACAGCCUCUGAGUCAGCCUUCUAAUUUUGUAGCAGAGUUGGUUUUGCUGCCUUUCCAGACACAAGGCUGCUAAUCCAAUUAAGAAAAUAAUUUAUUUCACACGGUUAAAAUAUAUGGUAAUUUAAAGCUGUCUGCUUAUUUGGUUGAUAAUCUAAUUGUUAAAGUCUGCUGUUGUUUAGAAAAGGAAACAUAAAAUGGACAACUAUUUUAGCCGACCUGUGGUCUGGCAGAAACUGCUUCUGUAGCAGUAGUACAAGUAAAUAAUGGAGUCUUUUUUAGUGGGAUUGCAGUAAAAGACAACAUUGCCUUUUCUUACACCCCCUGCUCUCAAUCCCCAUAUUUUGCCCAUUAAUGUUUUGCCUUUCAAUACAUGGAUCUUAUUGUAGAUGAAGCCAAAGUGGUAACUCUUUCCAAAGCAGCAACCAUAUUGAAAUCUUGUGAUAUUAAUUGCAAGAAAUAACUACUUGGAGAAGGAAACAUGUCAAAAACAAAGUUCUGAUAUGGGAUGAAACUGAAAAGUCCAGUAAUAUUUGUAAACAAAACUGAGUGAAAAGAGUUAUAGACCAACUGAAAAAUCAAUUUGUUUCAAUAAACUGACUUUUGGGGGGUAAUGAUCAUCGUUUUGUAUUUCAGAAGUACUGAGUUUAGAAAUCAGUUGUAUGAUAAUGCUUUUGUAUGUUUGUCUUUUCCCAUGUAUUUUUAAACCAGUAAUCUAUACUUGAAUAAAACUUUUUUUUCAUGUAAGAUUACAAAUAAUCUCCAAAUUCAGUCAGCAAUGUCACAUUUAUUUUUCAAGGUUUUUUAAAGCAACUGAAUUUGUAAAAUUAAGGUAGUUAAAAAUGUUCCUUUGCUUUUCUUCAUUUUAAAGGCUUACAUUUUUGCUUCAGACUUCAGAGACAGAAAUCUAUUUCUGUUAAUACAGGCCUUCUGCUUUUUUCCCCACUCGUCACCCUUCAAUGUUUUAAAAAUAUUUAUUCAAUAGAUAUUUGAGGGCCCAGUCUGGUGUAGGUAUUGUGGCUAUAGUUUGUAAGUAAGACAGACAAAAUCUUUUCCUUUACAAGCUUACAUUCAAAUUGGAGAACAGAUAAUAAAUGAGUCAAAUCAUAUUAUUUCAUGUAGUGAUAAAUGCCAUGGGAAAAAAAAUUAAGCAGGUGAAAGGAGAACCUACCUCAGAAAGCCUUCCCUAAUGUUUCUAAGGUGAUUUUUGGACUAGAAAGGAAUAAUAAAGGAGGAUGAGAAUGGUAAAAAAUGAGGUCAGAGAAAUAGAAAGGGUUAGAUCUUUUAGGGCUCUAUUGGCCAAGGUAGUAAGCAAAUUUUCUUCUAAGCUUGACAAAGCCAUUGGAUAGUUUUACAUAGGAAAUUAAAGGGAUCUGGUUUUUUUUUUUUUAAAGGUUACUGGCUAAUGUUGAGAAUAAAGUGUAAAAGAAUAGGAAGCAGAAAGAAUAGUUGGGAAACUACUACAGGCAAGCAGUAGCUCAGACGAGAAAAAUGGCUAUGAUGAAGUGGUUAAGAAGUGGUCAGAUUUGGUAUAUGCUUUUUUGGUCUUAACACCUGGGUGAAUGGUUGUAUUAAAUAUGGAAACUUCCCAAUUUCACAAGUUUAUAUCAUUUAAUGUGAAAAAAGCAACUUUUUUUUUU